Chroicocephalus ridibundus (black-headed gull) is the source of this 3239-nucleotide messenger RNA. RefSeq lists its product as uncharacterized. The record is from RefSeq and is a predicted model, not a curated record. The transcript has 5 exons. The coding region runs from base 1092 to 1973 and encodes 293 amino acids. Lineage: Eukaryota; Metazoa; Chordata; Aves; Charadriiformes; Laridae. Gene Ontology annotation, cellular component: nucleus.
UGCGGCACUUACAAUGGCACCAGAGGCCUCAUCCGCAAGAACAAGACCUGCGGCACCAUCUUCCGCUACGGCACCCGCAAGCAGCCCAGCGUUGACGCCGUCAAGAUCGUUAGUGGCUUGGACUUACAGGUUUAUUCAGUGCAGCAGAGGGACCGGAUUACCGGUGCUUUGUGGAGCUGGGGGUCUCGGAGAUGGCCAUCCAGACGGUGGACAGGACCAUCAUCACGCAGCCCCCAGCCAUGGAAUGAGGGAAAGACUUGGAAGAAAAAGGCAAAACUCAUGGGUUGAGAUAAAGGCAGUUUAACAUUACAGCAGAGAAAAGAAGAAAACAACAACAAGAAUACUGAGAGAGGAAUAUACAAAACAUGACUACGAUAGCACCGCUCACUGACCGGACCUGGGAAGCCCCAGCCCUGCAAAGUGGCAGCUCCCAGGGCAUGGCACACAGGGGAUGGAAUACCUGUGUCCCUGCCAGGUCCUGGGGAAAUUAACCCUACCCCCACCGGCACCAGGACAGCAGGUUGCCAGUUUGAAAAGGAGCCAGCUCUCUUAACACCCUCGGGUGGAUAUCAUCAGGGCCCAUUGAUGUGUAGGGCUCAGGCGCCUGUAAUAGCUUCUAUACCAACUCUCCCUGGGUUUGUGUUUACGUCAGCCUGGAUUGUUGUUCCCAAGGCCAGCCGCCCAACGAAGGGAAUUCCCUUUCUUGGGAAUAAACUGGUUUUGUGCUUCCAGGAGAGCAUUCUUGAAAAACUCCCAGCACUCACUUGCUCCUCCGGGGAAGCUUCCCGUGGAAUCCCUGCCAUUUGGGCUCUCAGGAAGCUGAACCUUGCUCUUCAAAAAUCUGAAAUCUGUGCCUCAGUGCUAACCUUCAGGGCGCCCGGCAGGAUCCCAGACUCCACAAUACUGAGAUGACUGCAGCCGAGGCUGUCACUAACUGAGGCGCUACGAGGCAGGUGGGCUUGGUUUGUGAGUAGCACGUCCAGCAUCCUCGUUCCUGCUUGGUAGCGCAUCACCAAGAACAUCCUGGUGGUGAAUUGCAAGGCCAGCCAGAAGCACAGCCUCGGCAACCUGCCUGCCUCCUUGCCCAGAAGAUGAAUGCCAAGAUGCUGACGGACCACAGGUUCUUCUGCUCCUGCCAGGCUCCGAAGCCCAGCAAGGGUGGCCCGGCUGAGGAGGAGCCGCCAUUGCCGCGCUGCGUUCACUUCUUGGCCUGCCUCUGCGCCUUCACCAGCGACGAGAGCCUGGCGCAGGAGUUCGCCAAAUUCCUCACCUGCGACGCCAGCGGGCUGAAAGGGCUGUCGGUCCUGCAGUUGGUGGGCAGCCCCGAGUCCCUGGGGCAGGCUGGGGAGGUGGCUGCUGCCAAGGCCAAGAAGAGGAAAAAGGACGUCAUGCCGGGGGCACAGGUGGCCAGCCCCCUCCUGGCGCAAGACCUGGAUCAUGGCAAUGCCAGGAGAAGCAGCCUGAAGAAGCCGGCCGUCGCCUCCUCGCUGAAGAAACAAGGCUGUAACCAGCUGCUGGACGAGGCGCAGGUGACCCUCUGCUUCCAGGACUGGCUGGCCAGCGUCACCGAACGCAUCCACCAAACCAUGCAUUACCAGUUUGAGGCUUUUGUCUGCAAGGACGCCCUCCCCCUGGGCACCUCCUCCGAGGACAAGUGGCACAUCACCAACAUCAGGCAGAUCUUCUACAUGCCUGAGGUAUGGGAGGGAGGGAAGGCAGCCCCCCACUGCCCCCUAACCCCCCCACCGCUUCACCUGCUGCUGCUGGAGAUCACCCGCAGCUUCGUGCAGGACCUGGAGAAGCAGCCAGCCAUCCAGCCCCUGGAGCUCAAAACCUUCCUCAAAGUGGGUAAAUGGGGGGGCAAGCUGCAACCCCCCCACCUCAUCCCAGCCAUGACCAGGAAAUGCCCCACCAGCAGCCUCUUCCCCCCAGUAUGGGAGCAGCAGCACCCCCCCCCCAGCAGCCUGGAGUGAGACCCCUGUGGGAGCUGCAGACCGGGGGAGGGCCAGAACCCCCCCCCCCCAAGAAUUAUUUUAAGUGCUGCAUCCUUUCUCCUUGCCUGGGAUGGGGGGCAUGGCAAGAAGUGCCCCCCCAAAAAACAGUCCAGGCACAAGACACAAGGGACCCUAGUGCUAAGGGGGUCCCCACUCCCCCCUCCCCCCCAGGAGCCUCACUCAUAAGGGGCUCUCCCAGACCCCCAACCGGGGGGGCCCUGAAGCCAAAAGGGCUCCCACACACACACCCCCACCCGGGGAAGGGUCCUACACCCUGCCAGAGCCACAGCUCAACGUUGGUCCCCACCCUCCCACCCCCGAAAAAUAAAAAUAAUCUCAAACACUUGCGAGAGCCCUUCCCAGAUUUGCCAGCCCCCACCCAGGAACAAAAAGACAAGAGAAAAAAAAACCAAAAAACAAACCAAACCCUGAACACUCACCACACCAGUAACCCCCAGCUGCUCCCCCAGUCACCUGAAAGACAAACACCAGCUAAACAUCCCACAGCCCCCCCGUAAAACACCCCAGGAGGGGAGGGACCCCUCUACUGCCCACCCACCAGGGGAAAGGGAGCGAUCUAAGGUGGGGGGGGGGGGGGGGGACGUGAAGCUUGAGGCACCCACAAGCCAGUGUCGCUUGGACAAUGGGUCCCUCCCCCACCCAGGGGAGGGCAAUAACAACAACGACACCCAAACAGGUCAAGUAUAAAACACUUUUCAGAGGGUAACGCUAAAUAAGUCACUUUAUUAAUAAUAAUAAUUAAAAAAAAAAAGCCCCCAUGGAGCCCCACACCGGUAUGAAAUACACCUGUAAGAGUCAGGCCCGGACCCUGCGGGAGGGAGAGAAGGGCUCAGGGCUCCGGAGUUCUCAUCCCAGAGAGAAAAACUCCUCAAACUUCCUCAUUUCCCUGCAAGGUGUCGUUCCUGGGAUGAAAUAAUCCCGGAGGCCGGUGCCCGGCUCUCGCUCUUCCUCAUCCCUGCACCUUGGAGGGGUGGGGGGGCUGGAAAACACCCAGACCUUGAACCCCCCCGGCCACCCAGAGCUACCUGGAAAGGGAACAGUGGCACCAGUUCAGGCACCAGAGUCCUCGAAAAGGUGGGGGGGGGGGUGGUUUCCCAAGCAGACCUUACUGGAAAAUAAAAUUCCCCAUGGAAUAAUUAGUCCUCUGUGUGUCUGCCCCCCCUCCGACACAGAAGGAGCCCCCCCACACACACACACACCCCCCUUCAUCAUCGAGUGGAUCCC